GUCACUCCAUCCACGCGGUUCAACAUGGCGGAAGACGAAGUUGAUAUGUCUUUGGACGAUAUUAUAAAAAAGAGCAGAAAACCAGGCCGAGGUGGACGUGGACGCGGUGGAGGAGGAAGAGGAAGACGAGGUGUAAGCGGCGGAGGAGGUGCAAUUCGACGAGGAAGAGGCAAUAGGAACCGUUCAGCUCCUUACACACGAUCACAAGAUAUCCCAGACAGAUGGCAGCAUGAUAAAUUUGACGACGCAAAAGGCGGUCUUUUUAGCGGUGGCGGAGGAAGACGCUCUGGUGGCUUGUCAACUGGCAGCAAGCUCAGCAUAUCAAACCUCGACUUUGGAGUAUCAGACUCGGAUAUUGCGGAAUUAUUUAGUGAGUUUGGAGAAUUAAAGAAAUCUUGUGUUCACUAUGAUGCCUCUGGUAGAUCGCUUGGUACAGCAGAUGUCAUCUAUGUACGCAGAGAAGAUGCACAAAAAGCUUUAAAACAGUAUAAUGGGGUGCCUCUAGAUGGACGCCCAAUGAAGAUUGAACUAGUAGUAUCGGACACAACAAGAGUAUCUGGUGGUGGAAGUUUUGGUGGAGGAUUUGGUGGAAGAUCAGAACGUCGUGGUGGUGGAAGCAGAGGAAGAGGUGGUGGARGUGGUGGUGGUGGUGGAAGGAGCAGAGGAAGAAGCCGUGGACGAGGACGUAGAGGGGGAGGAGGAGGUGGUUUUAGACAAACUAAUAAAACUGCUGAAGAACUUGAUGCCGAACUUGAUGCCUAUCGUGAUGGAGAUGUAGAUAUGGAUGAAUAAAGAAGUUAACGAUAACAAGCAAGCUGUUCAAAGACUCGGCUCAACAAUGCUGCUCCAUACUUUAAAUAUCAGGACUACACCAUAGAGUUUGCUUAUUUAAUUUUACUACAAUUCUCUUUUUUUUGCACAUACUGUAAUCCUUGCUCAGGAAAACUAAGGUGGAUACUCAUCAGAGUGUUAUAAGUUACAUGAUGCAUGUUAAAAUAGUUUUAUAACCCAUAGCAGGGCUUAAAAUAGCAGUUAGUCAUCAGACAAUGUCCAGCCAGAACGCUUGCCAGUCAAUAACAUUGAGCCACAAAUAAGGUUUCACUAUCCUUAAACUAAUUUUUUUUCCUGUGAUCAUGACCUGCGACUGACUGACCAUUAUCUUAAGCCUUGCAUAGGGUAUGGAGUAUAUACGUUUGGCCUGCUUCAAGAUAAACCUUUUGUUUUCAAAGAAAACUUGUUUUUGCCAGCAUUCCUAAUAUAUUACUCAUCUAUAAACAAA
Molecule: messenger RNA, 1279 nt
Organism: Actinia tenebrosa (Australian red waratah sea anemone)
Lineage: Eukaryota; Metazoa; Cnidaria; Anthozoa; Actiniaria; Actiniidae
Product: aly/REF export factor 2
Biological process (GO): mRNA export from nucleus
Cellular component (GO): nucleus
Molecular function (GO): mRNA binding
Source: RefSeq, a predicted model, not a curated record